Molecule: messenger RNA, 624 nt
Organism: Brassica rapa (field mustard)
Lineage: Eukaryota; Viridiplantae; Streptophyta; Magnoliopsida; Brassicales; Brassicaceae
Product: glutathione S-transferase T3-like
Source: RefSeq, a predicted model, not a curated record
AUGGCUCACACGUCUGGCUAUGUAGACCUACUACAUAGUCAAAUUCCAGUUGAGCUUGAGUCACCCGAACCUGUUAGGUUCGGUAGCCAAGUUCCUGAUGACUCUGGUGUGAAGGAGAGGAGGAAAUGGUCUCCAAAAGAAGAUAAAAUCCUUAUUGGUGCUUGGCUUAACACCAGUAAGGACCCUGUCGUCAGCAACGAGCAGAAAGCUGGUGCUUUCUGGAAGCGGAUUGUCCACUACUACAACGCAAGCCCGCAACUGGUUGGUACAAUACCGAGAGAGCUUGGUCCUUGCAAGCAGAGGUGGGCUAGGAUUAACGAGCAAGUAUCCAAGUUUUCUGGAUGCUAUGAUGCGGCUCUGAGGGAGCAGAGAAGUGGUCAAAAUGAUGAUGAUGUGAUGAAAGCUGCGUUAGAUAUAUUCUUCAAUAAUAACGAGUACAAGUUCGCACUGGAUCACUGCUGGAGGGAGCUGAGGCAUGACCAGAAAUGGUGCUCUACCAAUCUGGCUAAGGACGGAGGAAAGGAAAAGCGCAAACAAGUGUUUGAGGGUUCAGCUCAUGUUAAGCAAGUCACGGGUUCUUCUUGGUUGUGGGAACUAAAGUCACGGGUGCAUUUGGAGGUGUGA